UUAUCAGGGUAUACCCAAAAAGUUACAUUUUACUAAAUGUAUGUAAAAUUAAACAAAAAAUUGAAUUACCUAAUGCAAAUCGAUUGCUUUAAUCUGUGUUUAAUCAUGUUCGUUAAAGCGGUACCGUGCGCUUAGCGUUACAUUACAGUGCGUUUUACACAGUAUAAUGAGAAAAUUUUGACAUACUUUGGGACCGGUUUUUCGUUGUAAAAUGUUUACGUGACCUUGUUGAUUUAUCAUUAUCAUUCGUAUCACAAUUCGAAUGUCAGCUGCGUUAUUACUAACGAACUCAGUUCUACAUAAGACAGUUACUACGUUUGGUCUGGUUUUGAUGAUAUAACAAUAAACCUUAUCAGCUAUUAAAAUGGUUACAAGUGUUCUCUUACAAUCCUCCAAGUUGAGCUCAUACUCCAGACAAUGCUUGAAGGCCGUAUCACAGCGUCGGACUUUCACAAGCCAGCUGACUGAGCAGCAGCAGGCAGUCCAGGAGCUGGCUAGGAACUUCGCUCAGGAACACUUGAAACCUAAUGCAGCUAAAUACGAUAAGGAGGGUCGCUUUCCAUUCGACAGUAUCAAAGGUCUCACAGACUUAGGCCUUAUGGGAGCCUGCGUGGAUGAAUCCUACAACGGCAUGGGGCUGGACUACCUCUCCUUAGCUUUGGCAGUGGAGGAGGUGUCCAGAGGAUGUGCGAGUACUGGCAUGAUACUCUCCAUCCACAACUUCCUUUACGCCAACCUGGUGAAUGAGAAGGGAUCCCCCGAACAGAAGGAAGUCUUCCUCAAGAACUUCACUAAAGGAUCUCUGGGGUGCUUCGCUCUUAGUGAACCAGGUGCGGGUACUGACGUCGCGGGCAUAAGGACCACAGCGAGGUUAGAAGGCGACCACUGGGUACUGAACGGUAAGAAGAGCUGGGUGACCACUGCCAUCGAAGGCUCCGCGAUCGUCGUCUUCGCUACUGUUGAUCCUGAACUUAAGCACAAGGGAAUCGCAUGUUUCCUGGUCCCAAUAGAGACUGAAGGCGUUUUCAGAGGAAAGAAGGAGCCAAUCAUGAGUGUUAGCAUGUCUCUCAGGGCGGCGACAGCUUGCAACGUGACGCUGGAGGAGGUCCGCAUCCCGCGACACUACAUGGUGGGGGACGUCGGCGACGGGUUCCUCAUCGCUAUGGGACAACUCGACCAGGGACGAAUUGGGAUCGCUGCGCAUGCUGUUGGUAUCGCUCAAUCCGCCCUCGACACAGCAAUUAACUACGCUAAGGAGAGAGUAGCCUUCGGAAAAUCCCUCACCAGAUUAGCCUCUGUUAAGGACCGGCUAACCGACAUGUGCAUACUAGUGGAGACAGCUCGCCUGGCCACGUACAGGGCGGCCACUGACGUCACGGUGAAGAACAGCGCCAUGGCGAAGUACAUCGCGGGCAGGAACGCCGUCGCCGUCGCCGACCACUGCGUGCAGAUCCUCGGCGGGAGGGGGCUGUCCGUGGACUAUGAUGCUGAGAGGCAUUAUAGGGAUGCCCGAGGCACACAGAUCUACGGCGGUGUCACAGACAUACAGAAGCGUCUCGUGGGACACUACCUGCUGAAGGAACACGACGCGCUGUAGAGCAUGGUAUUACGUAACAUACUCUAGUCUACAUGAGCCAUCCACUGUCUAACGAAUUAUCAACUGUGUUAGAGCAAAAGGACCACAACUAUACUGCCGCUUUGUAAGAGUAAUUUUAGUUUUUCAUGGUGCCUUAAUUUCUGUCUAAUCUUUGCUUGUUUUUUUAUAGUUUAAAAUCGAGUAAAUUUAUUUUGUAAUUUUGUUAGGGUAUACAAAGUUUUGGUUUCUGAAUUUAGGAAUGUGUAUUCAGCUAAUUUUGGUCUAAAAUUUUCGAAUUGGUCCCUGAAUAAAAUUACAUUUGUGAACUAAUUCAGGAUACUGUAAAAAACGUAAUUUAUCCAACCAUAUUAAAAUGUGAAACGAAAUUGGAUAUUUGCAUUUCAUCACGUCUCAUCAAAAAUAUUUCUUGCCUUUUUCUUAUUUACUCCUAUUUCAAUAUUUUUGUUAAAAUCAAUGUUCAAACAUAACGCAUGAAGUUCAAUUGCUAUACACCUACUUGUAAUUUGCUAUACAAUCGAUUAUAAAUCGAUUAGAAAAUUGUUUCACAUUAAGAUAUCGUUCCAUUUACGAUUAUGUACAUUGUGGCUCAAACUGUAGGUACUAAUUACGUGGUUGCAUUCUAUUUUCUAAGCUUAUCGGAAUACGUAUUACUAUCGUAACUAAACUCUUUUAUUUUCAAAGUGGAUAUGGACACGGGAAAACCUUUAUAAUCUUUAACUUUCCCUUUUUGAUUACCUGGUCCUUUUAGGCAUUCUUACUUUACCCGUAAUUGCGAUUCACACUUUUCUGGAUUGAUGAAAAGGUGGACGUGGUCUAUAUCCAUGUUAAAGAUGGUCAAAAUGCAUCGCAUUUAUUACGUAACACUAUAGCUGUAUGUACUUACUAUUUUAUAAAAGACAUUCCAUUUUGAAUGUCGUUUUAAUCGUCUAUUGGUUUUAAAAACCAGUAAGCUAGGUGGCCUAGGUGCCAGUUUACGUAUAUGUUAAACCUCCUUGCCUUCAAUACGUGUCAAAACAAUUGACCAAACCUCUUACUCUACACAACCAAUUGGUAAAUAACGAGGUAUAAAAAUGAACCUUAUCCCUUUAUAAUAACGUUGCGUCAAUAUUAAAGAGUUACUAUAACUGUGAGGUCUAUUGUAUUCGAGCAUUCUUAAUUUCCGUACUUUUUUAAAUAGUUAUUUUACGAAAUGCGCUCGACUGUUUAGGUCAAUAUAAAGUGACUGAUUAAGCAUAAACUAGAUGUAAGUUUAACAACAGACUUGUAAAACGAAUGUCUAUGUAUUAUAAUAACAAUGGAUCGCAUGUCAGAGGAAACUAGUAGCAACAAUCAACCUUAUUGCUUUAACAAUAAGGAUUAAUUCACAACUUUCAAGGAAUUGAAAGUCAGGGUUUCCUCUGAUGUGCAUCGUGGUGUCUAUUCAUGAAAUAAAUGUUCAUAAAAAUCAACAACAA
Molecule: messenger RNA, 3051 nt
Organism: Trichoplusia ni (cabbage looper)
Lineage: Eukaryota; Metazoa; Arthropoda; Insecta; Lepidoptera; Noctuidae
Product: short-chain specific acyl-CoA dehydrogenase, mitochondrial-like
Exons: 9
Coding region: 365-1597 (410 amino acids)
Biological process (GO): fatty acid beta-oxidation using acyl-CoA dehydrogenase; butyrate catabolic process
Cellular component (GO): mitochondrion
Molecular function (GO): flavin adenine dinucleotide binding
Source: RefSeq, a predicted model, not a curated record